Messenger RNA from Pistacia vera, 906 nucleotides. Its product is annotated as 3-hydroxyacyl-[acyl-carrier-protein] dehydratase FabZ-like. The coding region runs from base 240 to 893 and encodes 217 amino acids. Gene Ontology annotation, molecular function: hydro-lyase activity. The transcript is spliced from 4 exons. NCBI's taxonomy places the organism in Eukaryota, Viridiplantae, Streptophyta, Magnoliopsida, Sapindales, Anacardiaceae. Gene Ontology annotation, biological process: fatty acid biosynthetic process. The record is from RefSeq and is a predicted model, not a curated record.
AAAAAAAAAAAAAUGAGAAAAACCUCCCAUGGGGAUCUCCGUUAGCCUGGCUGGUUAGUUCCUGGUUGAAACAAAGAGUUCCCCUACAGCUACCUCGUUAAUGUCGCCACCUCCCACCUGCCUCACUCUUUUAUUAUUUAAUUUAACAUAAAAUUCAUUUCAAUUUCUCUCUUCUUCAACCCCUAAUUCUCUCUCAUUCUCAUUCAUUCUUUCUUUCCAUUCAAUUCAAACUUUCGACAAUGGCUUCUACUACCACUACUUGUUUGGCCAAUUCAGUUUUAUCUUUGAAAUCUCAACGACCAAACGCUUUGUCUCUUCCAAAAUCCAAUCUUCAAUUUUUCCAAUUCAAGAAGAACAACAAUAACACCGCUCGUUUCACCACAUUUUGUUCUCUGGAGGCUAAAGAUCCUAAACAAGAUACUCCUAUUGAACUAAGAUACGAGGCGUUUCCCACAGUUAUGGACAUUAACCAGAUUCGUGAGAUUUUGCCUCACAGGUUUCCAUUUCUUUUAGUGGAUAGAGUUAUUGAAUACAAUCCUGGAGUUUCAGCUGUGGGUAUCAAGAAUGUUACCAUCAAUGAUAACUUUUUUCCUGGACAUUUUCCUGAAAGGCCUAUUAUGCCUGGUGUUCUCAUGAUUGAGGCAAUGGCUCAGGUUGGUGGUUUGGUUAUGCUGCAACCAGAUGUGGGAGGCUCUCGUGACAAUUUUGUCUUUGCUGGAGUUGAUAAAGUAAGAUUCCGGAAACCAGUAAUUGCAGGUGACACUUUGGUUAUGAGAAUGAAUCUUGUGAAGCUACAGAAACGCUUCGGCAUCGCAAAGAUGGAAGGCAAAGCUUAUGUGGGAGGUGAAGUGGUGUGCGAGGGCGAAUUUUUGAUGGCUGCUGCUUUUAAUUAAUUUACUCUUUUUU